Molecule: messenger RNA, 3297 nt
Organism: Paramecium primaurelia
Lineage: Eukaryota; Ciliophora; Oligohymenophorea; Peniculida; Parameciidae
Source: the annotation of a GenBank genome assembly
UAUGGAAGAUCAAUUAGAACUAACUUCUUAAUGGGGUUUCUAUGAAAUGUGUACUAAAAAGAAUAAUAAGUUGCCAUGUCUUAUACCAUAGACCAUCAUCUUUGAUAAACUUAUGCCAAAGGUAUGGUUGUUCAAUCCCAAAAAUACUCAAGUGGUCAUGAAAAAGAAUUCUGAUAAACUCUCAAACCUCGAAAUUGCCAAAGCUUUACUUGGUAUAAAAUUCCCAAAGGACAUUAAGAUAGACACUUUGAGUUAAUUGGUUGAUUAAGCAAAGUAGUGUCCUCAAUUCAAAGAGGUACUAUUUUCUUUUAUAAUAUUGAAAGGAAUAUCCAAUAGCAUUUUUGUAGAUGAAAAGAAAUGAGGGCAUACCUAUGAAUAGAUAAGAGUUAUUGCAAUUUUUUGUUGAAGGCAAAGAUCUCUCCUCUUUGGCAUACAUGCAAUAGUACAUUGAAAAUCAAAGUAGCUAGAUUAAUAGUUUGCAGAUGAAGUUUACUAUGUUGAGUACCAUUAUGAUGUUGAUUUCAUUCCAAUCACUUUCAAGUUUUUCAAGAAGACUCUUACAAUCAAAAGAAUUAACAAAAGUACAACUGCUAAAUCCAGUAAUCCUUUCUAAACACUCUUGAUGCCUGUCCAAAGUAGUGGUUAAAUUCCAGUCAGACAAUAGGAUGUUUAGAAAGUAUAAACCAUGUUCAAAUAUUGUAAUUCUACACUAAAUUAACGUUUUUAAGAAGUAUAUAUUUAUUUUUCUACUUCUAAAAGGAGACAAAAAAAAUAGCAUUCUAUAUUGAAAAAGUAUUCAAAGUAAAAAUACGUAAAUUUACUCCAAAAUUCAUUGUUGAUUAUAGAGAACAAAUCUAUUUUGCUGGUAUUAAACAAAUCUCUAUUUAAAUACAUAAUGGAGGUACAUUUUAAAUUUUAUAUGUAGCACCAUAUCAAAAGGGUUUAAGAGAGGAAAUUGCUAGUAAUGGUUAAUUUGAUAAUUUCAUGAUGGCAUGUAAAUAAUUUAGAUUGGAUAAGAAUGCUAACAAUUAAUUCAAAAAAUAUCCAAAUUAAAUUGUAGAAGAAGAUAAGAAAUUAAGUAAAACUCUAUAUAAACAUUUAAUACUUGAAAGAUGUUAAGGGGAUUUUUGCAAUUAUAAAUUAAUAGAAAAAAACAAGUAUUUCUACUAUCUUUAUUUUAAAGAGGACCUUUACAAUUAAGGAAAGGUCUAUUAGAAACAUAUAAGAAUGUAUUUAAAGAGUCCAAAUAAACAGUUAGUAAUAUGAGUACUAAUUUACCUUAUGAAAUUUCAUUGUAAUUAAUAGUACGUACAAGAGAUGAUCAUAAAGAAGUGAUAGAACUUUUUAAAAAAUAUAAAAUUCAUUUAGAAAAUUAUAAUCCAGAAGAACAUCCAGAAAUUAAAGAUGAAUAACAACAUCCAUUUAGUAAAGAAAAUUCAGAUGUACAAGCAUUAAUUAAUUUAUAUAAAUCAGUUAAAAUUUGUAAGAAUUGUUUUAUAAUCUAUUCAAUGAUAUAGAGACAUUUUGAAUCUUAACUUAAAAAAGAUAUUAAAAAUGGAGUUUAAUUUAUAAAUGAAAAAAAAACACCAUCAUUAUAAAUAGAUGAAGAAGCUGAAAGACGUAGAAAAAGAGAAGAAAAUAUUAUAAAAAGAUAGGAAAAAUUAUAAAUGAAACCAUCUACAUCAACUAAAUCUUUUAGAAUAUUUAGAGCUCCAACUUAAAAAAGAAAUUUUCUUAUUACUUCUAUACCUGAAAGUAGAACAUCAAAAACAGCAUCACCUCAAAAAUUUAGAGAUGUUAGCAAAUAAAUUGAAAUAAAUAGAUUAACAUUGGGUUAUUUGAAUUAUUAAAAAUUGGAAUAAUUUUAAAAACCAAGUUAAAUGGAAUAAUCUUAAGAGUUUAAAAAUGAAUCUUAUAAUUUAAUAUAUCUCCUUGCAGAAUAGAAAGCACCUAAUGUUAGAAGAAUAGAUACAAAUUAAUAGGAAAAUAAAGAAUUACAAGGAAGAGCAGAAGAGAUAAAGAAAAUGUUAGCCAAGACUUCUAAAAAGGAGUAGGAAUGUAGAGCUAUAUAAAAAGAAUAUUAUAAUGAAAAGAUAUAGGAAAAUGUUUAAUAAAUCUUACUUUCAACUUCAUCUCAUUAUUAUUAUCAUGUUAAUUUUGAUAUCAUAAGAAAAUUGUAUCAAUUCUAAUUAAGUACUCCAAUGUAAGCAUUAUCAUAUGAUUUGAAAUAUGAUCAAUUAAGAGCAUUAUAAAUAGAAGAAGUAUGUGAGAUGAUGAAUUAUCCACCUCCUUGUUUUGAUAUUACAUAAUUAGAGUAUUUAGUAGUUGAUUCUCAGACUGCAGUUCCAUAUGCUUUAUUUGAGAGUAAUAUAACUAAGAAGAAAGAAAAGAGUUCUCAAUCAGGAAUAGAUUUAAUAAUCAUACUCCAUGAUAUGUUUGAAUCCUUUUUUGAGUAUUUAAUAUCAAUUAAAUUUUAGAUAUUAUCCAAUCAUAGUGGAUUUAAUCAAUGAUGCCUAAAAUAAAAAGAUACUUCUCUUAAACACUCCUGGAUAAGCCUAUACAUUAUUCAAUAAGAAAUAAGCAUAUACAAAUAUCUAUAUAGCAGGCAUCUUAGAUUAAAUACUAUAUGAAUUAUCUAUAAAAGGUAAAAUUGAUUUAUAAACUGAUACAUUAAAAAUUUUAGGAGUAGGUUCUGGAGGAUUUCAUGCAUAAGCAUUUAGUAAACAAUUUUAUAAAUUUAAUUUAGUUGUACAAUGUCAAAAUACAAUUUAAUUCAGUUAGAUUACUUUUGUAAAUUCAUACACAUCUAUUUAUCCUUAAUUAAGAAGUUUCUUUGCUUAAUCGAUUAAAAUCUUUGAAUCUCAACCUGCUGAUAUGCCAGAACUUGCUUUUGAAUAUACAAAUACAAUAAUGAAUACUUAACCAAUUUCUGAAGAUUUACUUUCUUGUGUUUUACAAUAGAAUCCAAUAAAUCAAUAAGGCAGAUAAAUUAUUUUAGAAGGUAUAUUACAUUCAAAAUAUAAAGGUUUAUUGUAAAGUCCUUCAUUUAUGGAAAGAUUCCAAAAACUCAUACUUAGUGUCUAAGUAUACCAUUCCUUAAAGAAUUGUUUAGUCAAUAUUUCUGAGGCUGAUUUAUUACAAACAUUCAUAUAAGAUGAGACUUUGGAUGUGAAUAAUGUAGCAUUAUCAAAGAAGAUACAAAUGAAUAAACGUACAAUCUAAUACAUUGAGGGUGGACAUUCUGUAUUAUAUGAAAAUAAGGAUUAAUUGGUGUAAAUUUUAAACAGAUUAGCAUGA